This is a messenger RNA of Lolium rigidum, 1491 nucleotides long. RefSeq names its product ubiquitin carboxyl-terminal hydrolase 2-like. Gene Ontology annotation, cellular component: cytoplasm. The coding region runs from base 288 to 1277 and encodes 329 amino acids. The transcript is spliced from 6 exons. Gene Ontology annotation, biological process: protein deubiquitination; ubiquitin-dependent protein catabolic process. Lineage: Eukaryota; Viridiplantae; Streptophyta; Magnoliopsida; Poales; Poaceae. Gene Ontology annotation, molecular function: cysteine-type deubiquitinase activity. The record is from RefSeq and is a predicted model, not a curated record.
CCUAUCUCGUCUCGCUAGGGUAGCUCCACCGCCGACAGCGACGCGUCUCCGCAUCCAGCGCCAAAGCCGCCGCCGCCUGUUCCCGUCCUCCCCGCCGUUCUAAUCGACCCCGCCGCCGACGACCUCGACCCGUCCACCUCCCCCUCCUGUUCGUUUGCAUCUCCAAGGAGGUCUUCCACUCUUCCAGCGACGCCGGCGGCGACCAGAAGGGCCAGCAGGUCCUCGCCGACGACUAAGAUCCGCCCCUUCGUUGAGAUUCUUUGCGGAUUCACAGAGGGCUCCUCGCCAUGUCUUGGGCGGCAAUCGAGAAUGAUCCUGGUGUUUUUACCGAGCUGUUGCAACAAAUGCAGUUGAAGGGUCUCCAAGUUGAUGAACUCUACUCACUUGAUCUUGAUGCCCUCAAGGAUCUUCAGCCAAUUUAUGGGCUUAUAAUUCUGUACAAAUGGCGCCCUCCAGAGAAAGAUGAGCGUCCUGUUAUCAAGGAUUCAGUUCCAAAUCUGUUCUUUGCCAAUCAGAUAAUUAAUAGUGCAUGUGCAACGCAAGCUAUCAUUUCUGUUCUGUUGAACUCUUCUGGCAUCACCCUUAGUGAUGACCUCAGAAAGCUGAAGGAUUUCGCAAAGGACUUGCCGCCAGAGCUCAAAGGAUUGGCUAUAGUGAAUUGUGAAAGUAUCCGCAUGACCAGUAACUCAUUUGCAAGGUCAGAAGAGCCCGAGGAACAGAAAGCAUCUAGUAAGGAUGAUGAUGUCUACCAUUUCAUUAGCUAUGUUCCUGUUGAUGGUGUCCUGUAUGAGCUUGAUGGACUGAAGGAAGGACCUAUUAGCCUGGGAAAAUGCCCAGGUGGUAUCGGUGAGAUGGGGUGGCUGAAGAUAGUGCAGCCUGUCAUUCAGGAACAUAUUGAUAAGUUCUCUCAGAAUGAAAUAAGGUUCAGUGUCAUGGCUAUCACAAAGAAUCGGAAGGAUAUGUACAUCGUAGAGCUCAAGGAACUUCAGAGGAAGAGGGAGAGCCUCUUGUCACAAAUGGGUGAUCCUUCUGCCAAUCGCCAAAGGCCAUCUGUUGAGCGGUCACUCGCAGAGGUUGCUGCUCAGAUUGAGGCUGUGACCGAGAAGAUCAUAAUGGAGGAAGAGAAGUCAAAGAAGUGGAGGACAGAGAACAUUAGAAGGAAGCACAACUACGUGCCUUUCUUGUUCAAUUUCCUUAAGAUCCUCGAGGAGAAGCAGCAGCUGAAGCCCCUGAUAGAGAAGGCAAAGCGGAGUUCUCACAGCCGAAACCCCAAGUGAAAUCUGCGCUGUAAAAUUUUAUCGUUCUGAUUGUUUCUUAUCGUGUAGAGAUAUGACCCUGACUGGCUUUUGUGGUCUUGUGGCUGACUGGCGUUGUUUUCUUGCCGAAUGUGAUUGUAGUUCUGGUCCUAGAUAGGACAUGCAUUUUGCAGUCUUAGUAUAUUCAGGCAAAUCUUAAGAUUUAUGCAGGGGAAUACCCUGACGUUUAUCAGAA